This is a messenger RNA of Talaromyces stipitatus ATCC 10500, 5276 nucleotides long. RefSeq lists its product as uncharacterized. Gene Ontology annotation, biological process: DNA integration. Gene Ontology annotation, molecular function: nucleic acid binding. The coding region runs from base 1 to 5025 and encodes 1674 amino acids. The transcript is spliced from 3 exons. Lineage: Eukaryota; Fungi; Ascomycota; Eurotiomycetes; Eurotiales; Trichocomaceae. The record is from RefSeq and is a predicted model, not a curated record.
AUGUUUGCAAGAAACGCCAACAACGCUGCUACCGAGCAAUUCCUCUCUGUCCCAAGCGACUGGGAGAAAUGGGAGAAGGUCUUUCGAGCAAAAAUGGAGCAAAAGGAUCUUCUCGAGUAUCUAAAGGGGAAGAAAGACCUCAUGCAGAAACCCGAGAUGCCAGAUAACGCGCCUACUUUCCCAACGUUAGAGAAUCUCCGAGCAAGGAACGGUGGGCAAGAGAACGAGCCAUCUUCACAAACUGAGGAUGGGUCAACCUCUCAGCAAAUACCAACAAUCGCUACUGCGGCUGAGAGAGCAGCGCUCAAAGCAUGGAAAGAAGAUUAUAAGGAAGAAUUAGCACACUUUAACCUGGAGCUCGGGCUUCACCGUACCAAGAUGACUCUCUACGAGACGGAACGAAAGCACCUCGAUGAAGUGGCUGCUUGGAUGCAGUCAACCGUUAGCAAUGACCUCAAAGAAACGUGUCUCGGCGAAGGAAUUGACGUUCGAUCCGGAUAUGAGAAUUUGAAGAAAUUCUUUGGUCGUACAGUGAUGACUAUUGCUCACGAAUUAGGGGACCAAUACAAAAAGCAUAUGAAGCCAUUCCAACAGUGGCCUAAGGAUACGAACACUUGGGUAUCUGGAUGGCUAACGCUUAUGCAAAAGGGGAACCAACACAAUCUAUCAUUUGCUACAGAUCCCAUAAACUGGACCAAGGAUUUCUUUGAAGCCUUUUAUAAAAUCGACGCCUCUUGGGUGACUACUAUUCGAACCAUGUACAGCGGAAAAAUUGAAGAUAAAACAGUCACCUAUCUCGAUUUCUCACGACAACUUCAAGAGCACUCUCGGCUCAAGAAUCAAACAACAUCUCGAGGAGGCUUCCAACGGGGAGCCUUUAAUACGAAUCACGACCACGAUACUCGCUCUGACGAGGAGGACAGGGAGGAUAAUAACAAAGACAACGACAAGGAGUCAGGCCAAAGGAAGAGAAAAGGCAAUAAGAAUUAUCAACCAGCACGAGCAAGCAGCGGUCCUGCAUGCAUUGGAUGCGGACAACGUCAUUCAGCCUACAGAUGCUUUUAUCUUUUUCCUGAUCUAGCCCCAUCUCGAUGGAAGCCUAAUCCAGAGAUCAAAGCGAUUACAGAAAAGAAUCUUCAAGACAAGAAGAUUCGUGAAGAAGUUGAGGAUAUGCUCAAGAGGCUCACAAGCACAAGAUUGAACGAGAUACAAAAGAUGAACAACAAGAAAGGAAAGAAUGCAGAAGAUUUCUAUAUCGCUAUCCAAGCUUCAUUUACGGCUACAGGUUAUAUUCUAUAUUGGUCAGCUAUCCUCGAUUCAGGUUCUACGAUUCACGUUUUCCACGAUAUCUACCGCUUCGAAAAUUAUCGAGUAGCACUGCCUGGAGAUUUCUUGUGGGCCGGCAAAUCAAAGGUCAAAAUAGAAGGAUAUGGCGAAGUUGUUAUACAAAUAAGAGGACAGAAUGGGAAGAGUGUCCCUAUCCGUUUAUAUAAUGUGGCUUAUUGCAAGGAUUUUGCAACCAAUUUGGUGUCAAUGCAAGCACUUUGGAAAAUGGGAUACUAUUGGGAUCAGCGCCCUUCGCACCAUUGCUUACGAAGGAAUGACGGCCGCUUCGUCGGUUAUAUUCAACAACGCCAUGGUCAAUUUACUGGGAGGAAUCCACGAAAAGCAGAUAUCCAGAGAUGGCACCUGCGACUCGGACAUCCAGGACCUCAAGCACUGGAGCAUCUUGCCAACGCAUCUCGAGGGGUGCGAAUAACUGGAUUAUCCUCGAAGACAAAUCUCAAGAAAGGUGAAGGAAUCAAAACAGUGGAAUGUGACGCAUGCGGCACAUCAAAGGCGAAGCGUCAAAUUAGUCGAGUGCCUCGUCAACAUCCAGAUAAACCAGGUGAACGUAUUGCGCUUGAUUUUCAUGACUUUGAACCCAGCACAUUAUCACAAUAUAGUUCUGUGAUGCUUGUUACAGAUCGAUAUUCAGGAUACAUCUGGGAUUAUAAUCUCACCGACCGAACCGCUGAGACAAUUCUUGCUGCGCUUAAGGAUUUACUCGGGAGAUUAGAUGCUCAAUAUGGAAUCAUACUACACGUCGUGGAGUGCGAUAAUGAGAUAUAUAUGAAGCGGUUCCUAGUGAGGAAAUACCUUGAAGAAGACUUGUUCAUACGAAUCGAGCCUUCACCUCCGCACACGCAGGCGCUAAACGGCGCAGGCGAACGCUCGGGGGGUGUAAUCAAGGAUAAAGGAAGAGGUAUGGCUGCAAGCAGAAGACUUACACAAGAUUUAUGGCCGGAGAUCAAUCGCUGUGCGGUUUACCUCUACAAUCGCACGCCGAGGUACGAAUCGAAUUGGAAGACCCCGUAUGAGGUUUUUCACACGUAUCUCGCGCUUCAAAAUGGCAAGGUCUUCGAAGAUAUGAAGCCAAAUCAAGCACAUCUUAGAGUCUAUGGGUGCAAGGUGUAUUCGCUCACAACCAAAUAUAUGAAGAAAGAGAAACGGCUCCAGAGAUAUCACCCCAAGGCUUGGAUAGGAUUUCUUGUCGGAUACGAUUCCACGAACAUAUUCCACAUUUGGAAUCCAAAGCUAGGAGUUGUCGUCAGCGCUCGGGAUGUUAUUUUCAAUGAGGAUGAAGUUUUUGAUGGCAAUGUGGAUAAGCUGCGUAAUGACCUUGCUACCACUACAAUUGAUGAGAUUGCUGAACUGCUUAAUAGUGUACAGAUUCUAAAUGAUGACUUUCAAAGCACUACGGUUGGGGGACCGUCCUGGACGCGGGAUGACGAACCUAUCCUGAACGCUAAGGAAGAAGGCCUCAAUCCUCGUAUCGACGUCAAAUCGAACUCGAGAAUUGUUGAAGCCGAAGAGAAUGCUCACCUACGGGUAGAGGGUAAACCACUUGAUGCUCACCUACGGGUAGAGGGUAAACCAUUUGAUGCUCACCUACGGGUAGAGGGUAAACCUGACAUCGACCUACGGGUUGAGGGGCUGACUGGCGCACCGACUGCAGCGGGAACUGACGCCAGGGUCCUCGUCGAGGAUGAAGCAAUUCAUCCCGAUGGAAUCAAUGAUAUUGAAAAGGAUAUUCCUUAUCCAACGCCACCGGAUUCACCUCCGGCGGCGCUCAUGAGCGCUACUAUCCAAAAUCCGGUCAAAGAGGAACUGAGUGAAAGCAGUUAUCUUGAUACGGCAUGGAGAAAAGUGACUACAUGGGAAGCAGCCUUUUAUACAGGCACUUGCCAUAAAAUAUAUGGUUCACGCGAUGGAAAGCCCUUCAACCGUUCAUCUUUGAGAAGAAUCCUGCGCUCUACAACUGGCUUACAGGUCUUUUACAUGGAUAAGAAGCCUGCAGCGAGGGAGCGCAUAAAGGAUAUCCUGGAUAGCGGAAAGGAGCUUAAAAAUCUGCACAGAAAUAUGCUUCCUGCACCGCCAAAGAGGCAUGAGGAUUUGAAAACUCAUGAACUUGGCGAACUAUUCCUAGAGGCCGAAAAAGAUCAUCUCCGCAGCCAUAAACCCACUAACUCAUGGUCAAAAGUCCCAUCUUACUAUGCAAAAGGGAGACAGGUGCUUGAUUGCAUGUGGGUGUACGUUUACAAGUUUGAUAAGCAUGGUAGGCUCGCUAAGUGUAAGGCACGUAUUGUUGUACGUGGGGAUCAACAAGUUGGUCUUCAUCAAAGCGAUACGUAUGCCGCCACCCUAGCUGCAAGGUCGUUCAGAACCUUUAUGGUAAUUGCCGCUCGCUUCGACUUAGAAAUGUUACAAUAUGAUGUGGUGAAUGCCUUCGUUCAUGCCCCGAUUCAGGAAACGGUGUUUAUGAGGAUACCACCGGGUUAUCGACAUCUCUACCCGGGACAGGUUUUGAAGCUGAAUAAAGCGUUAUACGGCUUACGAACUUCGCCGCUACAAUGGCAGAAAACGUUGACUGAGUCGUUAUGGAAAUUGGGCUUCAAAUCGGUGCCUCAUGAGCCGUGCUGCAUGCUCAAAAAUGGGAUAUUAAUUUUCUUUUAUGUUGACGAUAUUGUCCUCGCUUAUAAGAAAGGAAAAGAAUAUGAAGCGAAAGGACUCAUGGAGGAUCUGAAGAAAGAAUAUACAAUCACUGGAGGAGAAGACCUUCAGUGGUUUCUAGGAAUCUGUAUUUUACGAGAUCGCGAGAAAAGACUCAUAUGGCUAAGUCAAGCCUCAUAUAUUGACAAGAUUAUAAAGCUUGCUGACUCCCAACCAAUUCAUGAGACUCCAAUGAAAAAGGAAGAGCUUCUUCCUUACGACGGGAGAGCAAGCCCUGCCUCUAUUCACAGUUAUCAACGGAAAGUCGGAUCUCUAAUGUAUGCCGCUGUAAGCACGCGCAUUGAUAUUGCUUUCGCCGUAUCUCGAUUAUCCCGUUUCCUCAUAAAUCCGUCACCUUCGCACCAUCUUGCCGCCGAUCGAGUCCUCUUGUACCUGCAAGAUCACCGUCAUUUCGCUCUCCAACUCGGGGGUGGGGAUGACUUUACAGUCGCAAGCGACGCAUCGUUCGCAGAUAACUCACUUGACCGCAAAAGUUCGCAAGCGUACGUUAUGACGUUAUAUGGAGGUGUGACGGGAUGGCAAGCAAAUAAGCAAAAUACGGUAACAACAUCGACUAUAGAGGCAGAAUUGUUAGCGCUAUCGCAGGCAGCGAAGGAAGGGAUAUAUGUGAUGCGUUUAUUGAAGGAAUUGGAUAUUAAGUUGGAGAGUCCCAUACUGCAUCUGGAAUGUGAUAAUCAGCAAACAAUUAGCCUCAUUGAGAAGGAUAUCGUGACUCUCAAAACCCGGCUUCGGCAUGUGGAUAUACACCAUCACUGGCUUCGACAAGAGCACCAAGAAGGACGCGUGCAAGUUGAUUACGUUCCCACGAGAAAAAUGAUCGCGAACGGGCUCACUAAGGCACUUGGAAAGGGUGAAUUCGAUGAGUUCUUAAAGCAAGUGGGCAUGACCGACGUGUCAUCUUAUAUUGAGGAGCAAAAAGAGGACGUGCAGGAGAUGGAUAUAGACACGAUAUUUGACUCCCUGCAAAUAUGAGUCAACAAACAGAUCAAAUAUGAGACAGCUAAGGAGGUGAAAAGUUGGUUGAAGUUGAAGCUAUUCGCAUAUCCCGGCUGAGAACGGUCAGCCUGCCUACGGUGCGGCUGAGGGGGUGUGUUGGAAGCCUGGUGUUAGGUAUCUGUUGGACGGAAUGGUAUUUUUCAGAUGCUCCGGAUUUCCAACAAGGUAUAGAAUCCCAAAGCCAACCUCAAACAUAUAAACCUUCACCUGGUGCACCUGAAACUUGA